Esox lucius (northern pike) is the source of this 2789-nucleotide messenger RNA. RefSeq names its product phospholipase B-like 1. The transcript is spliced from 11 exons. Gene Ontology annotation, biological process: phospholipid catabolic process. The record is from RefSeq and is a predicted model, not a curated record. The coding region runs from base 280 to 1911 and encodes 543 amino acids. Lineage: Eukaryota; Metazoa; Chordata; Actinopteri; Esociformes; Esocidae. Gene Ontology annotation, molecular function: glycerophospholipase activity. Gene Ontology annotation, cellular component: extracellular region.
UUUAACGGAAGGAUACACAAACUGAGAGUAAAAAAUAUUGAUUUUGUUACGUUUAUUGCAUAUUUCAUUAACUGAUGUCCAUGUUUUGGUAACUAAGUUUCCGGCAUAACAACGUCUGCCGCGCUGAAUAAUGGCUCGUUUUAGAGUGGUAGAGAUAACACAACAAUCCUGCCCUCUACCGUUCAGGUACUGAAGCAUGAGACACAGAGUGAUAAUAACUGAGCGAUCUGAUUGGACAAGCGUUAAGAAGGCUCAUGCUGAGAACCGAUCAAUACAAUAAUGGCUUUGAGGAGGGAGAAGAGAGAAUUCCUUCUUUUGAUUGUCUUGGCUACAGCCUCCGUGCAAACCAACCAGAUCCAGGAGGCCACUGUGUACUGGAAUGCUGCCCAGAAGAGUGUGAUUGUGAAGGAGGGGGUGUUGGAGAAAGAUGGGGGUGCCUAUGGCUAUUACAAUAACACUCUCACCCUAACGGGCUGGGGGGUGCUGGAGAUUCAGGCAGGGUAUGGAGAGAUCCCGGAGAGUGAUGAGAUCACUUCUUUUUUGGCUGGGUAUCUGGAAGGACUCCUAACUGCAGAACAGAUGUUUAACCACUAUGCCAACAUAUAUCCUCAGAUGAUUAAAGAUGAGAAGAUUCUGGACCCCUUGAAAGACUUCAUGAUUGAACAGGACUACUGGACCAGAGAACAGGUGAAGCUGAGGAGAAACACUGACACUCUGUGGCUGCAUGCAGGACUAAUCCUGGCUCAGCUGGAUGGGCUGCAGGCUGGAGCUGCACACUGGGCCAAAAGCCAGCAAAGAGAGCCUCUGUCCAUGUUUGCACUCCAGUUUCUGAAUGAGGUUGGGGACCUGUUGGACCUCAUCCCAGCGCUCACACCACGUUUAAACUGCUCGCGAGGCCACGGGCCAUUCAGGAUGCCAGUUAUGGGCCACUGCUCAGCUCUUAUAAAGGUGCUGCCAGGGUUUGAGAACCUGCUGUUUGCCCACUCCAGUUGGUUCAGUUAUGCUUCCACCAUGCGUAUCUACAAACACUGGGACUUCAGACUUGCCAACACACACACUGCCACUGGCAAGAUGUCCUUCAGCAGCUACCCUGGCUUUCUGACAUCCUUGGAUGACUUCUACCUGUUGGGCAGUGGGCUGCUAAUGACCCAGACUACCAACAGUGUGUUUAACACCUCUUUAUACACCCUGGUCAUGCCACACUGCCUGCUGGCUUGGCAGAGGGUACGACUGGCAAACGCCCUGGCACACACUGGGGAGGAGUGGGCACAUGUGUUCUCCAAGUACAACUCCGGAACCUACAACAGCCAGUACAUGGUGUUGGACUUGAGUAAAGUGUCAUUGGGGAGGAAGAUACGGGACGGGGCUCUGACGGUGGUUGAGCAGAUACCUGGCCUGGUGCUACACUCUGACCAGACACAGGCCCUGCGACAGGGGUACUGGCCAUCCUACAAUGUGCCCUUCCAUGCAGAGAUCUACAACCUCAGUGGCUAUGGGGCGAUGUGGAGGAAGCAUGGAGCUGACUUCUCCUACGACCUCUGUCCCAGAGCCAAGAUCUUCCGCCGGGACCAAGCCAGGGUUAUGGACCUCGGCUCCCUAAAGCACAUCAUGAGAUACAACAACUACAGGAAAGACCCCUACUCCAAAGGUCACCCAUGCAAAACCAUCUGCUGCCGCAAUGACCUGAGGCAGAAAAAACCACAUCCAGGAGGCUGCUACGACACAAAGGUGACAGACGUCCAUCUGGCCCGUCAGUUAGCAGCAGAGGCAGUGAACGGCCCCACCACUCAGGGAGGCCUGAUUCCCUUCUCCUGGAGCCAAUUCAACAGCACAGUCCACCAGGGUCUGCCCCAGUCAUAUAACUUCAGCUUCAUCACCAUGAAACCAACUUUAUCAAAAUACCUGCCCUGAGAAGAGUAUUGGGCCAGGGUUGUUUACUUAAGGGUAUGCCAAUGUAGUUAAGAUAUAACCUGCAUGUGCUAGAACUGAUGCCAAUUAAAUAGAUUUUCACACACACCUGCUCCUAUAAUGUUUACUCAAAAUACUGACGUAAAGGUUAAACCAACACAAUUGUCUGAGUAAGGUGUCGGGCCACCGUGAGUCACAAGAAGAGCUUCAGUGCGCGUUUGCAUAGAUUCUACGAGUCUCUGUAAUUACUGUAGGGUUUUGUCGUUUUUAAUGUUGGUGGUGGAGGUGCCACCACGUUAUUUGAUACACUGGUCCAAAAUCUCCCAUAGGUGUUAAAUAGGCUUGAGAUCUGGAAAGUGCGAAGGCCAUAGCAUAUGAUACACAUCAUAUUCAUCAAAUGAUUGAGUGACCCCUUAUGCUUUGACGAUGGGGGCAUUCAGAUCCUGGAAGAGACCACUCCCAUCAGGAUGGAAAUGUUUCAAAAUAGGAUGAAGGGGAUCACUCAGAAUGACUUCGCAAUGAUUUUAAGUGACCCUUCCAUCUUAAAGGAAAAGUUGACCCAAACCGUGCCAGAAAAAUGCCCCCCACAUCAUAAUAGAGCCUCUGCACCCCCUCAACAUAGGGGUCAAGCAUUCAUGUCUGUACCGUUAUAUUGGUGUACACCACACAUGCACUCAAGACUUUGGUGAAGGAUGACUCAUCUGAUGUUAUCUUUGUAGAUCAGUGCCUAUGGUUUUUUGCACCACCACUGAACUCUCAAAUGUGUAUUUGUCUUUGUGAUGAGGGGUUUAUACACUGCAACCCUACUACACACUGAUGAGCCAAAACAUCAUGACCACUCACAGGUGAAGUGAAUAAUCUCUUAACAAGGGCACAUGUUA